AUUUCUCCAAGAAAGAAAGAGUGGAAAUGGAUGAACAAAAUGGAGUAAAGAGAUAAAGAAACUUGAGAGCUGAGAAAGACAACUCUCCCUCCUCUCUCUCUAUCUCUCUCUGUUCUUGUGUUCUGUUUCACUUCCUUCCAAGACAAGGCCAUUCCACCAAACCCCUAAUUUCAACAAACAAAGUCAUCUUCUUCUAUCUCUUAUUUAUUUUUUCUCAAAUGUGUCUCUAUAUUUCUACCUCUCUUCUCUCUUAUCUCAUUCAUCAUCUUCUUAUCACAUAUUCUUCUUUAUCAUGCAGCCCUUUAUCAUUCGUCGAAAGACUCCGCUUUUCAACUCAGAAAUGGGAGCAAUGAAGGCAAGAAAGAACAACAACCUCUCUGUUUUCGUCGUUGUUUUCUCCAUUUUCCUCUUUGGAGUCUUCAUGUACAACGAGGAUGUUAAGUCCCUUGCUGAGUUUCCCUUUUCUACUCACAAGGCUCAAGAAAUUCAAGAAUCUUCAAAACACGUGCAAGAAGAAACUACUACUGUGGUUCAAAGUGUCAUCACCACCAAGAAACAAGAGGAUAAUAAUGAAGAAGCAGAUGAAGAAGAUCAUCGCAGUAGUAGUAAUAAUAAUAACGGAGACAGUGUCACUGUCACUGUUUCUUCUUCUAAGAGUUCAUCAAGGACUCAACUUGAAACAACAACAACAACAACAACAACGGAUAAUGAUUCUGAAGAACCCCAAGAACGAGUUGAUUUGAAAACGAUUGUGGCAGCAGAACAAGAGAAGAAGACAAAGAAGAAUAAGAACAAUAAGAAGAUUGAGAUGAAAGUUGUGGAGAAUGAUGAUGAUGAUGUUGAUGGUGAUGAAGAAGAGGAGGUAGUUGUGUUGCCACCAGAAGAUUGUGACUUGUUCAAUGGAGAGUGGGUUUUUGAUAACAUAACACAUCCUUUGUACAAAGAAGAACAGUGUGAGUUCCUCACUUCACAAGUCACAUGCAUGAGAAAUGGAAGACCUGAUUCCCUCUAUCAGAAUUGGAGGUGGCAACCAAGAGAUUGUUCUAUGCCCAAGUUCAAGCCAAGGCUAUUGUUUGAGAAGAUAAGAGGGAAGAGGCUAAUGUUUGUUGGAGACUCACUGAACAGAAACCAGUGGGAAUCAAUGGUUUGUAUGGUUCAAUCUGUGGCUCCUCCGGAGCAGAAAACAUGGUACAAGGAUGGUUCUCUUGCUAUCUUCAAAAUUGAGGAACCGGACCACACUACUACUACGGUGGAGUUCUAUUGGGCACCAUUCCUUGUAGAGUCAAAUUCAGAUGAUCCAAACAUGCACAGCAUAUUGAACCGGAUAAUCAUGCCUGAAUCCAUUGAAAAGCAUGGUGUGAAUUGGAUUAAUGUGGACUACUUGAUCUUCAACACAUAUAUUUGGUGGAUGAACACUUUCGCCAUGAAAGUCUUACGAGGGACGUUUGAUGAAGGGUCCACGGAAUAUGAUGAAGUGCCAAGGCCAGUAGCAUAUGCGAGAGUGCUUGAUACAUGGUCAAAAUGGGUGGAUGCCAACAUUGACCCAAAUAGAACCAAAGUUUUCUUCACCAGCACCUCCCCUCUUCAUAUCAAGAGUGAGGAUUGGAACAACCCAGAAGGCAUAAAAUGUGCCAAGGAAACCACUCCGGUUACAAACAUGUCCACCCCAUUGAAUGUGGGAACAGAUAGAAGACUUUUUGUGAUAGCCAACAAUGUUACAAAGUCAAUGAAGGUUCCAGUGUAUUUCAUUAACAUAACAACAUUAUCAGAGUUCAGGAAAGAUGCACAUACAUCUGUUUAUACCAUUCGCCAAGGGAAGAUGCUAACAAAAGAACAGCAAGCUGACCCAGCUACUUAUGCAGAUUGCAUUCAUUGGUGUCUACCAGGAUUGCCUGACACUUGGAAUGAGUUCCUUUACACACGUAUCAUUUCUCAAUCUUGACCCCAAAUACAUAUAGAUACUUUGAUACAAUACUUCUCAUUUUUCUCUUUUUUACUUAAUUGUUAUUCUUUCUCUUUUACUUAAAGAAAAAGUUCUCCUUUUUUGGUCCCCUUCAGUGCAACAGCGUUUGUUGUCCCUAUAAGCUUUUUUGUUACUCAAGUCAUUUACUGUUAGUUUUUGUAGGACAUGGACAGCAUUUUCCUUCUUUUUUUGUUGUACUUUCCCAUUUGUUAAACCAACUUUAGCCUAAGGUCGGAUGCAACGGAAGCACCAGAAUUGUACAAUCUAUCCUUGAAAAAGAAAUAAAGUAAUCACACAAUGAAUGUCACUAUCAA
Arachis duranensis is the source of this 2277-nucleotide messenger RNA. RefSeq names its product xylan O-acetyltransferase 1. NCBI's taxonomy places the organism in Eukaryota, Viridiplantae, Streptophyta, Magnoliopsida, Fabales, Fabaceae. The transcript is spliced from 5 exons. The record is from RefSeq and is a predicted model, not a curated record. Gene Ontology annotation, cellular component: Golgi apparatus. Gene Ontology annotation, molecular function: O-acetyltransferase activity. The coding region runs from base 293 to 1942 and encodes 549 amino acids.